CUCAUAAAUAACAACACUAGUCUCCUCUUCUUAAAUUUUCUCAUUCCACCCUUCAUCCACUUCUUCUUGUUCUCUGUUUGGCAAGGCAACAUUUAUACUCAUAGUCAUAGAUAUCACAUACUCAAAGUAGCAUCCAACUUGUUUUUUUACCAUAUCAGUGUGGUUUGAAAUGGAGAACAAUCAAUCCUUUUGGCAAUUCAGUGACCAGCUGCGGUUACAGACACCCAAUUUGGCGAACCUCUCUCUAAACGAUUCGAUUUGGAGCAAUAAUUACAUAUCCAAGAGGCGUGAUGAAAGGAUCAAUUUUGACAUCAAAGUGGGUGGUGAAAUCAACUCUUUCAAGUCCAGAGAGCCUGCUUCUUCUGACUACAACGAUAACAUGAUGAAUGGUGGAUCUCUUCUUGCCAUGCCUUACAACAACAGCAACAACAAUGUUUUGGGUCUCAAUGGAGGGUUCAACAAGGGAAUUUAUUCUAAGCCUGCUUUUGGCAACCUUAACAACAAUAUUAACCUCAAUAUCAAUCCUAAGGGACACAAGGGCAAGGGUGAAGAUGACCUUCUUCACCCUCCCAAAUCUUCCAAGAAAAACAACAACCCCAACAAGAAACAUGGAGACAACAAUAACAACAACAACAACAAUGAUAGCAACAGGGAUGCCAAGGCUGCUUCAGACAAGAGGUUCAAAACGCUUCCACCAUCCGAGUCUCUUCCUAGAAAUGAAACCAUUGGAGGCUAUAUUUUUGUUUGCAACAAUGAUACCAUGGCUGAGAAUCUCAAGAGACAACUCUUUGGUCUGCCUCCACGAUACAGAGAUUCCGUUCGGGCUAUUACUCCAGGACUGCCCCUUUUCCUUUACAACUAUUCCACUCACCAACUCCAUGGAAUCUUUGAGGCUGCAAGUUUUGGAGGAACAAAUAUUGAUCCAUCGGCUUGGGAGGAUAAGAAGUGCCCUGGUGAAUCUCGUUUCCCUGCUCAGGUUCGAGUGAUUACUAGGAAAACAUGUGAGCCACUGGAGGAGGAUUCAUUCAGGCCAAUUCUUCACCAUUAUGAUGGUCCCAAGUUUCGUCUUGAGCUAAACGUGCCCGAGGCGUUAUCUCUGCUGGAUAUUUUUGCCGAGCAAGAUACUUUCAACGACACUUUCAAGGCUUUGUCUGCAUAGAAGGACGACAUAAACAACAAAUAAUACAGAGAACAUUACCUCACAGAGACAAUAGAUAUUUAGAGAUUUGGGUUUGGUUUGAAAGUUAUGUAUGGACUUAAGAAGAGAGUCCAAAAGAUAAAACAAAAUGAAUACCGCGAAGAAAGCUUGGAUAUUCAACACCCUAUAUAUGUAUUACUAGUACUUUUGUAUAGAGGAUGGUCCAUUUUCUUGUUUAUGGUAAUAUACACUGUCAUCAUACUAUCUAUUAAGAGAAUAGAAUAAGAAUGAACUAUUUUUGCAUAUGGGUUCUUGUACAAAACUACAAUUUGGCGACAAAUGGAAGCCUAUAUGUUGUAGCUUGUGUUGUGUUGAGAAGGAACUGAAUAGUGGAUAAGUCUCCAGCCAUGGGGUUUCAUUGCAUUA
Molecule: messenger RNA, 1564 nt
Organism: Cajanus cajan (pigeon pea)
Lineage: Eukaryota; Viridiplantae; Streptophyta; Magnoliopsida; Fabales; Fabaceae
Product: DCD (Development and Cell Death) domain protein
Biological process (GO): response to endoplasmic reticulum stress
Source: RefSeq, a predicted model, not a curated record